GACCGCGCUCAUUUUUUAAAUCAUCUCGUCGAAGCCCUGCAUGAACGAUUUGAGCGGACGGGACGUCUCAAUGAUCUUGAUGAGUCUAUUGCUUUCCUUCGAGAUGUGCUUCUCCUUCCCGCGGAGAAUCAUGAACGCGAUGUUUCUCUUCAAAAACUUGCUACUGGCUUGGGCCGCCGCUUCACGCUGACGGGAUACCCAAAUGAUUUUGAUGAGUCCAUUCAUCUUCAUCGACAAGUGCUUCGCCUCCGUGUCGCGGGGCACCCUCGCCGCGCUGCCGCUCUGCAUGACCUCGCUACUGACCUAAUGUCUCGCUUCCGUGGGGCGAGCUCGCUCGACUAUCUCGACGAGUCCAUUUCUCUCAAUAGAGAGGCACUUCUCAUCCCUGGGGAGGGCCGAGCCCGUGCUUUUUCUUUGCACAACCUGUCUGUCUGCCUGGUCGAGCGCUUCGAACAGACGGGACAGCUGGAAGACCUCGAAGAAUCCAUCGAUCUCAUUCGAAAUGCGGUUCUUCUCCAUCCCGUGGGACAUCCACGGAACGCUUUGCCUCUGAGACACCUCGGUAUCUGUCUGGAUCGUCGCUUCCGGCGGAUGGGAGACCCAGCUGAUCUCGCGGAGUCCAUUGAACUGUUUCGAGAAUCUAUAGCUCUCUGUCCCGUGGGGCACCCCGAGCGUGCUUGUCUUCUGGAAUACCUUGGUAUCGGCUUGAAGAGUCGUUUCCUGAUGACAGGCCAUCCCGAAGAUUUCAGCGAGUCUAUAUCAGCUUUCGAGCAGGCUGCUAGUGAUGAACAUUCUAAGGUAGUAACACGUCUAUCAGCAGCCCGAGAAUGGGCGUACUUUACUCGAACACGUCUUGCUCAGUCCAGCCUGCAUGCAUUUACCAUCGGCGUUUCCCUCAUCCCCCGCCCCUUAUCUACUAUGCCUUUUGUUGCGUUGCAAUACUCGCAUCUAUCAGUGAAUCACAGACAUCCUGAAUUUGUUUCAGAUGCGGCAUCACACGCAAUUCAGAUGGGUCAGCUGGCUUUGGCUACGGAAAUGAUUGAACAAGGGAGGGGUUUGCUUUGGUCCGAAUUGCGGGGCUUGAGGACACCAAUGGAAAGACUCCGAGCUAACUCCGGUCCAGCUCGAGACCCAUUUGGUCCUCUCCUCGCCGAGAAACAUCGCCUUUUGGAAAAUCAGAAACGCAUCAUCGAGCGAAUCCGGGAAAUCCCUACAUUCGAGGCAUUUCUGUGCAGACCUUCGUUUUCUGUCCUCCAAGCUGCUGCGAAACAUGGCCCUGUCAUUACUGUAAAUCUCAGCGAGUAUCGGUCGGACGCGCUCAUUAUUCUCGAACACGGCCCACCGGCACUGGUCCCCACGGAUGAUAAUCUUCACGAAAUUGCACAGAAACUCUCGCAGCAGUUGACAGAGGCGCGGGCCAAGAUCAAAACUGCACCGAAGCAUUAUAAUAUUGUUCUUCGGACUGUUUUAGAAAACCUCUGGGAGCUCGUCGUCUCGCCCGUCAUCACCAAGCUCAAAGAGCUCCGCAUUCCAGAAAUGUCCCGGAUAUUUUGGUGUCCUACAUCCGUCUUGUCAACACUUCCGCUGCAUGCAGCAGGCCCUACUUUGCCUGGCUCGAAGAGUUAUCUUCCCGACUUAUACAUCUCAUCAUACACCCCCACACUCACCUCUCUCAUUACUGCUUUCAACACCGGUGAAUCAUUUGCAAAACCACCACGUCUCCUCCUUAUUGGUCAAUCCACAUCCCUUCCUAGGGUGAAGGAGGAAGCUAAUGAGGUUCUCUACUUCAUGAUCAAGUCAGGCAUCAUGCCCAUGGAGGAACCAGAAGCCAUCCAUGACACUGCCAGAAAUCCCUUUCUUGAUUAUGACUGGCUGCACAUUGCCUCUCAUGGCACGCUCAUCCCUGGAAAGCCCUUCAGCUCUUACUUUUCCCUGAAUGAAGAUACACAUCUCACCCUGUUGGACUUGAUCCAGCUCCAUCAUCCCAAUGCCAACUUUGCAUUCCUCUCAGCAUGCCAUGCAGCAGAAUAUCCUGUGGGGAGCAUUCAUGACGAAGCUAUUCACCUCGCUGCCGCAGUACAGUUCUGUGGUUUCCGGAGCGUGGUUGGACCAAUGUGGGAGAUGGCUGAUGUAGACGGGCCGGAUCUGGUGAAAGAUUUCUACUCGUAUGUAUUUGAAUCAGAUGUGGAUUCAUCUCAAUGGAAUAAGGUGGGGCUGCAUGCCAGAGCAUUGGCCUCAGCAACUAAGAAAAUGAGGGAAAGGAAGGGUAUGACACUUGAGAGAUGGGGGAGGCUCAUAUCUCGAAAUGAGUCCUGUUAG
Molecule: messenger RNA, 2319 nt
Organism: Stereum hirsutum FP-91666 SS1
Lineage: Eukaryota; Fungi; Basidiomycota; Agaricomycetes; Russulales; Stereaceae
Exons: 3
Molecular function (GO): protein binding
Source: RefSeq, a predicted model, not a curated record